Messenger RNA from Coffea arabica (coffee), 802 nucleotides. Lineage: Eukaryota; Viridiplantae; Streptophyta; Magnoliopsida; Gentianales; Rubiaceae. The record is from RefSeq and is a predicted model, not a curated record.
AUGGAUGCCUCCAGCUCGUGCUCUGAUCCACACCCAUUUGGUUCGUUGUCCGAUGUUUCUCCCACGACAGCCCAAAGAGCCAUCAAUUCCGACGAGGAGAUUAUUUUGUCGUCGAGCAGGCCGAAGAAGCGAGCUGGGAGGAAGAAGUUCAAGGAGACGAGACACCCGGUUUACAGAGGCAUAAGGAGGAGAAGAUGGAAUUCCAACAAGUGGGUUUGCGAGCUACGCGAGCCCAACAAGCAAUCGAGAAUAUGGCUAGGAACGUAUCCUACUGCGGAGAUGGCGGCUCGAGCUUACGAUGUUGCUGCAUUGGCGUUAAGGGGUCAUUUGGCUUGCUUGAACUUUGCUGACUCCGUCUGGCGUUUGCCCGUCCCGGAGUCCAGGGAUGCCAAGGACAUCCGUAAAGCUGCAGCUGAGGCGGCGGAAAUGUUCAGGUCCCAAGAAGAAUGUGAUAAUACCAAUUCUGAGGCUUCUGCUAGCGGAAGCGGGAGCGAUACGAGUUCGAUGUUUAUGGACGAUGAAGCUCUGUUUGACGUGCAUGGGUUGAUGGCACACAUGGCAGAAGGGCUUUUGCUGUCUCCACCUCAUUGCUUAGGAGAUGGUUAUAGUUUUGAUGACGUGGAAAAUGAUGCUGAAGUGCCAUUGUGGAGUUAUACAUUUUAAUUUGAGUCGUAAUCUAAAGUCUAAACCCACCCCCCAAAAAAAAACCUAGUACUAUUGGCUAUUGCUUCUUGGCGUCAAAGGUCUCAAAGGCGGCCCACCAGCUAGCUUCCUGUAUAAUGUAGAGUGAGUGAUUCGAACA